Messenger RNA from Plasmodium cynomolgi strain B, 732 nucleotides. RefSeq lists its product as hypothetical. The transcript is spliced from 2 exons. Lineage: Eukaryota; Apicomplexa; Aconoidasida; Haemosporida; Plasmodiidae. The annotation marks the transcript as partial. The record is from RefSeq and is a predicted model, not a curated record.
UAUGGCUUCUAUGAACACAUUGAUGAGUAUCUAGAAUAUGAAGAAUUCUGUAACGUUGUUAAUAAUUAUUAUACAUAUAAUAAAGAAUGCAAAUCAAUUGGAAGUGAGGACGAUGCAACGCAAGAACGCGUUAAUAUUUGCAAAAGAUUUCAUUGCUUACUUGAAAAAAUUAGAAAAUCAACGUCUACACCAAGUAACACUACUAAAUACGCCUAUUUGGCAUACUUAAGUAGUUGGUUAAAUUAUGAAUUACUUAACAAAUACGCCGAAAUUGAUGCAAAAAACCUUCUUGGACUUAUGAUAACUGUGGAUACAGAUAAUAGAUUAUUUUUGAAUGGAUUGAGGAAAUGUAUGUAUGAUAUGGAAGAUAAUGAUGUAAAAAAUAUGAAUGAUCUAUACCUUUUAUACAAUAACUAUAAAAAAAUGAAUGAAAUAAUCAAGAGUAAUAUACCAAAUAAUAUAACCUUUAUGGAGUACUCUAAUGAUUUAGCUGAUAAAUACAAUGAAUUUGAAGAAAAAUGUUUGAAGGAAACAUCUUGUUCUAGAGCACUUUUUGCUUUCAAAGAAAAGCAUAAAAGCAUUAAAUUAAAAAUACAAGAAUUAGAAGACUGGGUAAAGAAAGUGUUACCAUCAUUAAGUACAUCUGCAAAUGCUCAAGAAAAUGUUUCAUCUUCGGAAAUGUUUGAGCCAAUAAAAAUAAAAGACGAAGGUAAUAUAAAAAAAAUGGAAUAA